This is a messenger RNA of Panicum virgatum (switchgrass), 1050 nucleotides long. RefSeq lists its product as uncharacterized. The record is from RefSeq and is a predicted model, not a curated record. Bases 141 to 737 code for a protein of 198 amino acids. Lineage: Eukaryota; Viridiplantae; Streptophyta; Magnoliopsida; Poales; Poaceae. The transcript is spliced from 2 exons.
GCCUUUAAAUACCCAUCACUCCUCUCCCCCUCACACACCUCUCCUCAACUGAACAACUCAAAGGGAAGAGGAAGCGGUCAGUGGUCGCCUCGCCGCCACGCACCCACCCUCCUCCCCCGGCGCCUCGCCGCCACUCCGCCAUGCUUCCCAGGCCGAGCCAGAGAAGCAUCUUCCACCUCGGGGAGGAGGGUGGCUACGACAACCACCACGAGCAUGCCAAGAGCGUCGAUGCUGCUGCUCCUCGCCUCGACAGAGAGCGCCGAGACCACGGGCGGCAGCGGCGGAAGCGAGACGCCGCCGCCGCCGCCGACGCGGCCGGCGGCGUCGGGCUGCAAAUCCUGGUCCGUCAGCAUCAGAACCACCACCACACGCCGGCGCCGCCGCCGCCGCACCACUCGCACAUCGUCCUGAAGCAGCAGGUGGUCCUGCUGCCGCCGGCGGCGGCACGCCACCGCCGCGGGCCGUGCGGCAGCUUCUUGACGGCCUGCUCCCGCUGCCGGAGGGAGCUCAGCGCCAACAAGGACGUGUACAUGUACAGAGGCGACCAGGGAUUCUGCAGCGAGGAGUGCCGGUGGCGGCAGAUGUUGUUAGACGAGGCGAGGGAGCACGAGGCCAUGGUCAAGAAGGAGCGCCUGCGGCGAGGCGGCUUGCACCAGCCUCACCAUCUCCACCACGGGCCACGGCCGCCGGCGGCGAUCCGCGGCGCGCCGAGGAGACUAGUCGCGGUAGCCUACUAGCUAGGUAGGCUAGGCUAGCAUCCGGGGCCGAUGCAUGAGAGAUGGCAACUACUCUUUGUAUACUGGAUUACCGGUGGUGCCAUGAUAUCCUUGCUUUCGGAGGAGAGAUAUGAAAAAAAAGAGUAAAUUGAGGCGAAAAAAUUAAACUUUUAUGGAGAAAAACAGGGGAGAACCGGUGGAUCUAUACUGAUGAUGAAGUCGAAAACACUGCCAUGUCUAUCUGUUUGUGUAAAGUGUAAACUAAAGGAGUUUAGGGAAAGAUAUGCAAAGAAUUCCAUGAACACAAAGUCAAAGUGACUGUUUUUCAGUGCCA